AUGGCGGCCUACUCGCCACAAGAGGUCAGCUUUUCACCAACGACUCCCCCCAACCCCCAGUACAGGAUCUUUGGCACCAGGGGAAAUAGACCCCUUGGUACCCUCAUGCACCUGUUCUUGACUCUCCACCCCCACUCUCUGAAGAUCCCCAGCAACUUUGCUACCACCACCAUCAUGGAGCCUCACUCCCGGGGUCAGCAGAGUAGAGAAGAGAAAGUGGAGAAGAUGCCCCUCCACACGGAAGACAUCCGCCCUGAAAUGAAAGAAGAUAUACACGACCCCAGCUACCAAGAUGAGGAGGGGCCCCCGCCCAAGCUGGAGUACGUCUGGAGAAACAUCUUCCUCAUGGCCCUGCUGCACUUGGGGGCCCUGUAUGGGAUCACACUGGUUCCCUCCAGCAAGGUCUACACCUGGCUCUUCGGACUACUCUACAAUAUAGUUGCCGCUUUGGGCAUCACCGCGGGGGCUCAUCGCCUGUGGAGCCACCGAACCUACAAAGCACGGCUGCCCAUGCGUCUCUUCCUCAUCGUGGCCAACACCAUGGCUUUCCAGAAUGACGUGUAUGAAUGGGCCCGAGAUCACCGGGUCCACCACAAGUUCUCAGAAACACACGCUGACCCUCAUGAUUCCCGACGCGGCUUUUUCUUCUCUCACGUGGGCUGGCUGCUUGUGCGCAAACACCCGGCUGUCAAAGAGAAGGGCAGAAAACUGGACAUGUCUGACUUAAAAGCUGAUAAACUGGUCAUGUUCCAGAGGAGGUACUACAAGCCAGCUGUCGUGCUCAUCUGCAUCGUCCUGCCCACACUGGUGCCCUGGUACUUCUGGGGUGAAACGUUUCAACACAGCUUAUGCAUUGCUACUUUCCUCCGGUAUGCUAUAAUUCUCAAUUUCACCUGGCUGGUGAACAGCGCUGCCCACCUCUAUGGAUAUCGGCCAUAUGACAGGAAUAUUGGCGCCCGAGAGAAUGUCCUGGUCUCAGUGGCAUCUUUGGGUGAGGGCUUCCACAACUACCACCACACCUUUCCCUAUGACUACUCUGCCAGUGAGUACCGCUGGCACAUCAGCUUCACCACGUUCUUCAUCGACUGCAUGGCUGCCCUGGGCCUGGCUUAUGACAGGAAGAGAGUGUCUAAGGCUGCUGUCUUGGCCAAGAUUAAAAGAACUGGAGACGGGAGCCACAAGAGUGACUGA
This is a messenger RNA of Cricetulus griseus (Chinese hamster), 1191 nucleotides long. The record is from RefSeq and is a predicted model, not a curated record. Lineage: Eukaryota; Metazoa; Chordata; Mammalia; Rodentia; Cricetidae.